Molecule: messenger RNA, 2975 nt
Organism: Camellia sinensis
Lineage: Eukaryota; Viridiplantae; Streptophyta; Magnoliopsida; Ericales; Theaceae
Source: RefSeq, a predicted model, not a curated record
ACAUGAUUUGCACUCACACUCCGGGUAUGGUUCGCCGAAGCAUGGAAAGUUUGUCCUACUAAUCAUAUGUGUUGUCGUCUGGGUGGUUGGCCCCAAGAAGAGUGGAACCUUGAAGCUCAAGAUUUAUAGCUUACCAAGUUGCCACACCCUUGAGCUAUAUAUGUAUGAAUGUAGCUUUGCCCAUAUGCUCAAAGAACUCAAAUAUAUAAAAAGAUAUGGUGGUAACAGUUAGUGAAUGUCCAAAAGCUACAUGGACUUUUAUGCUUGUAUCGUUUAUACUAAUAUGCUAUGAUGAAGCAGGUCGAAUUGAAGCACAAACUAGACGUAUUCCCAAUGAUGAAAUGGAAGCUCUUCGUGAAAUUGCUGAACAACUGGGUGAAAAAGGCUGGAAUUUCAAUUUGAAACAUUGUGAUGAAAACUUGACCUGGCAAACACCAAUAAGGGACUUCUCCCUUACGCAUGACUGUACUGUCAAUUGCACCUGCCCUUCUGAUGAUGAAUGUCACAUCAGUGCCAUAGUUGUUAAAGGGCAGGAUCUUUCUGGUGUCCUACCACGAUCGUUAGUGAAGUUGACCUACAUUAAAUACAUAGACUUAUCUCGCAACUAUCUUAGCGGUCCUCUUCCCUCUGAAUGGGCUUCUACCAAGUUGGAGUAUAUGUCUUUUACUGUGAAUCGCUUAUCAGGAACAAUCCCGAAGUCCUUUGGAAAGAUUACCACUCUCAAAAAUAUGAGCAUAGAAGGCAACAUGUUUUAUGGAACUAUUCCAGCAGAGCUCGGGAAUCUGGUCAACUUAGUUUAUCUCAAUCUUAAAUCUAACAAUCUCACUGGGGAGCUACCUAAGGAAUUCAAUAAUCUGAGAAAAUUGAGAGAACUUAGGUUAAGCAGUAACAAUUUCAAUGGAAAGUUGCCCAGUUUCCAGAGUUUGACACAACUUCAAAUAUUAGAGCUUGAAGCGAGCGGUUUUGAAGGGCCUAUACCUUCUAACAUUUCUCUCUUGCAUAAUUUAACUGAACUAAGGAUCAGUGACUUAAAUGGAGGUGCUUCAAAAUUUCCAGCACUAGGAAACAUGAAAGCCAUGACAAAGUUGAUGUUAAGGAACUGUAAUAUAUCCGGAUCAAUCCCAGACAAUCUAGUAAAUUUGACCUUAAAACAAUUGGACCUAAGCUACAACAGGUUGGAAGGAAAUAUUCAAAAAUUGGAAGGCGCCAAGAAUUUGCAAUACAUGUAUCUGACAAGGAACAUGCUUACUGGGCCUAUUCCAGAGUGGAUCAAGAGCAGAAGUAAUGACGACUACCUAGAUCUUUCAUAUAACAAUUUUAUGCAGCCAUCUACUUGUACAGAAACCCCAAACUUGUUCAGAAGCGUCUCCAGUGGGAAGCACUUGGACUUUGGUUGCUUGAAUUCUUGUCCAACAAACGAUUUGUAUUCAUUACAUAUAAAUUGUGGUGGAGGAAAAGCCAUCAUCAAAAACACUAUAUACGAAGCAGAUGAAUACCAAGGAGGCCCAGCAAAUUUUGUGCAGGCAGGGCCAAGUUCUAUUUGGGGAUUUAGUAACACAGGACACUUCUGGGACGCCAGUAGAAAUGCAAGCUACUAUACAGCCAAAAAUGUAUCUGUUCUCGCAAUGAACUACUCUCAAUUGUACACAAGAGAUCUCACAAAGAACUACUCUGAAAUGUUCACCAGAGCUAUCACAAUGGACUACUCUCAGUUAUACACAGGAGCUCGCGUCUCUCCUCUGUCUCUUACUUAUUAUGGGCGUUGCUUAGCAAAUGGGAGCUAUACAGUGACCCUUCAUUUUGCUGAGAUUAUUUUCAGAGACAAUCGAUCCUUUCAGAGUCUUGGAAGACGAAUAUUUGAUGUUUAUAUUCAGGAUGAACUGGUUUGGAAGGAUUUUGAUAUUGCUACUGUUGCACAAGGGGUUGACAAGGCCGUACUUCUAAAAUUUAACAACAUAGUUGUGAAGAACAAGACUAUAGAAAUUCGCUUUUAUUGGGCAGGCAAAGGGACAACAGCUGUUCCUACAAGUGGAAUUUAUGGUCCUCUUAUAUCAGCUAUUUCUGUAGAAUCUAAUUUCAAGCGUUCUGAUCAGAAAAGGAAGAUAUUCAUCGUAGUUGGAGCUUUAGCUUUUGCAAUAUGCCUUGUAUUCAUGAUUCUCUUUAUCCUUUGGUGGAAAUGCUUUCCAAGAAGUAUUACUUCCAGGGAACAAGCUCUAAGAGGAUUAGAAUCAAAAACUGGUUUAUAUGCCUUUCGACAAAUUAAAGCUGCUACUAACAACUUUGAUGACAACAAGAAGAUUGGGGAAGGUGGUUUUGGAUCUGUUUAUAAGGGUGUACUGUUAGAUGGCACUGUAAUUGCAGUUAAGCAACUUUCUUCAAAAUCAAAGCAAGGCAAUCGUGAAUUUGUUAAUGAGAUUGGCACGAUCUUGGGUUUACAGCAUCCAAAUUUAGUAAGAUUGUACGGAUGUUGUAUUGAAGGGAAUCAACUACUCCUGGUAUAUGAAUACAUGGAAAAUAAUAGUCUUGCCCGAGCUUUGUUUGGGGAGUGCCAAUUGAAAUUGGAUUGGCCUACCAGGCUAAGUAUUUGUAUUGGCAUUGCAAGAGGUUUGACAUUCCUGCAUGAGGAAUCAAGACUGAAAAUAGUUCAUAGGGACAUCAAGGCUACCAACGUACUACUUGAUGGAAAUCUUAACCCUAAGAUCUCUGACUUUGGUUUGGCUAAGCUUACUGAAGAUGAGAAUACCCACAUUAGCACCAGGAUUGCUGGAACUAUAGGGUAUAUGGCACCGGAAUAUGCAUUAUGGGGUAUUUUAACCCACAAAGCAGAUAUUUACAGUUUUGGGGUUGUUGCAUCAGAAAUUGUUUUGGGACCUAUCCGUUUGGCUUUAUUGGCCAGCUAUGACAAGUUAACACACAAACUACCUGAAUUGGUUGUGUCAAGGAGGACUUUUCAUAUGAUCUCUUUCUUCUUUUAA